ACAACUGCAGGAGGGGUGAACAUUACAUGUACAAGUCUGUCAAAUCUUCGGGGCAACUAUUUGAGCUCUUAAUGUCAGCAGCAUGAAGAUUGAUAUUCAUAAUCAUAUUUUACCAAAGGAAUGGCCCGACCUGAAACAGAGAUAUGGAUAUGGCGGAUUCAUUCAGCUCCACCAUCACUGCAAAGGUGAAGCUAAAAUGAUGAAGGAUGGAAAAUUGUUCAGAGUUAUUCAGGAGAACUGCUGGGAUGCGGAGGCUCGGAUCCGGGAUAUGGACAAACAUGGAGUGACAGUACAGGCUCUUUCCACUGUGCCUGUGAUGUUCAGUUACUGGGCCAAACCCCAUGACACUCUGGACCUGUGUGGGAUAUUGAAUGAUGAUCUGGCUGCUACAGUGAAGCAAUAUCCAAAGCGUUUCGUUGGGCUGGGUACUCUGCCCAUGCAGGCCCCUGAUCUGGCAGUACAGGAGAUGAGACGGUGUGUGAAUCAGCUCGGAUUCCCUGGAGUGCAAAUUGGCUCUCAUAUAAACACAUGGGACCUCAAUGCUCCAGAGCUAUAUCCUGUUUAUGCUGCCGCUGAGGAACUCAACUGCUCAAUAUUUGUGCAUCCAUGGGACAUGCAAACAGAUGGUAGAAUGGCAAAAUACUGGCUGCCCUGGUUAGUUGGUAUGCCAGCAGAAACUACAAUGGCAAUUUGUUCCAUGAUUUUUGGAGGUAUUUUUGAAAGAUUUCCCAAACUUAAAGUCUGCUUUGCUCAUGGAGGUGGUGCUUUCCCAUACACUAUCGGCAGAAUUGAGCAUGGCUUUAAAGUGCGACCUGAUCUUUGUGCGACCGACAACCAGAUCAACCCACGCAAAUACUCAGGAUCUUUCUAUACCGAUUCUCUAGUGCAUGAUCCACUUUCACUGAAGUUACUCAUGGAAGUAAUAGGAAAGGAUAAAGUGAUGUUAGGCACAGAUUACCCAUUUCCACUUGGGGAACUGGAGCCAGGUGCACUGAUUGAAUCCAUGGAUGAGUUUGAUAGUUUGCUAAAGGAUAAACUGCUUGCUGGGAAUGCUCUGGAAUUUUUAGGACUGUCAAGAAAACAGUUUGAGUGACUGAUCACUCAGUGUGUCACAAGUUAUCAGAGAACUGGAUCAUGAGAACUAAACCUUACUUGAUUUGUACUUUUUAUUAUUAUCAUUAUUAUUGAUUUAUAUUCAAUUAAGGAUGACACCCUUCGGUCUAUUUGCAUUUUAUUUUCCGAUUCUAAUUUUGAAUCUUGUGUUAGACAAUCAGAUCUACAGUUCUCAAAAAAAAAAUGUUUUCUGU
Molecule: messenger RNA, 1307 nt
Organism: Carassius carassius (crucian carp)
Lineage: Eukaryota; Metazoa; Chordata; Actinopteri; Cypriniformes; Cyprinidae
Gene: acmsd
Product: aminocarboxymuconate semialdehyde decarboxylase
Exons: 10
Coding region: 83-1093 (336 amino acids)
Biological process (GO): secondary metabolic process
Cellular component (GO): cytosol; cytoplasm
Molecular function (GO): carboxy-lyase activity; hydrolase activity
Source: RefSeq, a predicted model, not a curated record